This is a messenger RNA of Yarrowia lipolytica CLIB122, 1611 nucleotides long. RefSeq lists its product as uncharacterized. NCBI's taxonomy places the organism in Eukaryota, Fungi, Ascomycota, Dipodascomycetes, Dipodascales. Gene Ontology annotation, molecular function: NADP binding; flavin adenine dinucleotide binding; N,N-dimethylaniline monooxygenase activity. The record is from RefSeq and is a predicted model, not a curated record.
AUGAAACCGUUAUAUAUAACGGCGGAUAUAUUUGAUUUUAUUACAUCUUACACCAACAUCGAUCUUUAUCGACAACCAAACACCAUGACUAAGCUUCAUUCUCAAGUUCUUAUUGUAGGAGGGGGGUUCUCAGGAAUAGCCACCUCCAUCAAACUGCUCAAAGACUGGAAGGUGACCGAUUUCCAUGUCUACGACCGUAACGAGAAGUUUGGAGGCACUUGGGCUGCCAACACUUACCCCGGAGCUGCCUCCGACAUCCCUGCAGUCUGGUACUGUCUAGCCAGUGAUCCCAAGAUCGAUUGGGAGUCUGCCUAUCCAUCGCAGCAGGAGCUGUCUGAAUACAUUGCAGGAGUUGUCGACAAAUACGGUCUCAAGUCAUUUGCAACCUUCAAUUCUGAGAUCGAGCGAAUCGAAUGGAUUCCUAACGAGCGCUUGUGGAAGGCUACCAUCGCUCACAAUGGCAACACCAUCACACACACUGCUCGAGUUCUCUUCAUGGGCCAGGGAUGCCUGGUAACACCUAACCAUGUCAAGAUCAAGGGCAUGGAAGACUUUCAGGGUCCCAUUAUGCAUACAGCCGAGUGGAAGCCGUUUGAUUACGACAACAAGGACGUUGUUGUUAUUGGAAACGGAUGUUCUGCUGCUCAGGUCACCAGUGAGGUGGCCAAAACAGCGAAGUCAGUCACUCAGUUCGCCCGUUCUCCACAGUGGAUUGUUCCACGGACUCCAGUCACUAUUGGGCCUAUUUUGCGGACCAUUCUCAGUUGGUUCCCGUUCUUGAUCCCUGUCCUGCGAUUCUUCGUAUUUUGCUUACUGGAAAUGAAUUGGAAUAUGUUCCGAGGAGGCUGGUGGUCCGACUUCGAUCGGUCUAUGCGAACCAAGGUGGCUGUGAAAAUUGCCAAGAAGAACAUGCCUGAAAAGUACCACGAAACAGCCAUCCCCAAGUAUCAGCUCGGAUGUAAACGAAUCAUCUUCGAUUGCGGCUACUGGGCAGCCUUGAAAAUGGAGAGUGUGCUUCUGACCUUUGACAAGCUGGUUGAAGUUGGAAAGAACUCAGUCAAGGACAUCAAUGGCAACCAGUAUCCGGCUGAUCUGAUUGUGGACGCUACGGGGUUCAACAUUGGACGAUCAAUGACCUCUGUGGAUGUGAUUGGAGAGAACGGAAUGCCUUUAUCUGAAUUCUGGGAUGGCAAGGUCGCUGCGUACGAGACGGUCAUGGUGCCUAACUACCCCAACAUGUUCAUGCUGUUCGGUCCCAAUGCCACGACUGGACAUAACUCAGUUAUCUUCGGUAUUGAGAACGGUCUCAAGUUUGUGGAGUCGGUUGCUUCCGAUGUCAUCCAGGGACGAAGUGACUACGUGACAGUGAAGCCCCAGGCAUACGACCAGUGGGUGCAGCGAAUCCAGGCUGCUAUCAAACAGACCAACUUUGCCACGGGUGGGUGCGUGUCGUGGUACAUGUCUGUUGGAGAAGCCACUCACAAUGCCGUUUCCUAUCCUUGGACCCAGCUGAGAUUCUGGUGGAGAGCUCGAUUCCCCCAUUACGACGACAUUUAUGUUGAAAACAAAUCUCAGAAGGUUACUCCAGGCAAAGCGAUCAAGGCCGAGUAG